Messenger RNA from Anarrhichthys ocellatus (wolf-eel), 2600 nucleotides. RefSeq names its product CWF19 like cell cycle control factor 2 (gene cwf19l2). Gene Ontology annotation, biological process: mRNA splicing, via spliceosome. Bases 230 to 2425 code for a protein of 731 amino acids. The transcript is spliced from 12 exons. NCBI's taxonomy places the organism in Eukaryota, Metazoa, Chordata, Actinopteri, Perciformes, Anarhichadidae. The record is from RefSeq and is a predicted model, not a curated record. Gene Ontology annotation, cellular component: post-mRNA release spliceosomal complex.
GCGUGCGUGCUUUCCUUUUGUCAGAGCUCAGCCAGCCACAGCAGUGCGCCUCAUUGGUGGUACUUCUAGCAAAACAUAAACAUCUUAUAUGCUGUCAUUGUACCUUGUAAUUUACAAUGGUUUGACCUUCAAUAAAGUGCCACAUGUGACAGUUUGGACAUUUGUUAAGAUCUGUUAAGACAAAACCUCAAGAAUUUCAAUAUGUCUUGUAUUUCUCCUUCUACAGUCAAUGGAGGAAUUCCAGCAAAGACUUGCAGAUGCUGAGAAAGCCGUGUACGGAGAGAGCAGAGGACGAGAAGGAGACGGAACAGCCAGAGGGGGGUGGAGGAAAGGCCAGAACGAGGCCAGAGAGAGAUGGAGGAGACGAGAUGGAGACGGGGCAGAGAGAGAUCAGUGGAGAAGAAACGAAAGGGAGAGAGAUUCCUCACCCACAGACAGAGAGAGAUGCUAUGCUGGUAGAGGAGAGGAGAGGGAGAGGGGAGGGUAUCGAGGCAGAGGGGAAGAGAGAGGUCGAGAGGGAGACAGGUUUAGAGAGAGGGAGAGGGAUGGAGAAAGAGAAGAUGAAAGAGACAGUGAAAUCGAUAGAGACAGAGAUAGAGGAAGGGAGAGGGAUGGAGGAAGAAACAGAGGAAGAGAUAGAGAGAAGGAAGGAGACAGUGAAAGCAAUCGAGACAGAGAUAGAGGAAGAGAUAGAGAGAGGGAUGGAGGAAGAGAAAGAGAUGAUGAAAGAGACAGUGGAAGCGAUAGAGAUAGCGAUAGAAAUAGGGAUAGUGAAAGAAAUGGAGAAAGUGCUGCAUCAUCAUCUGCGCAAAACUGGAGUCAACGUUCUCCCUCUCUUGGGUCACUUAAAAGCCGCUUCCUCAAACCCUCAGAGGAUCAUGACCAAGGUGAAGCUCCACCGCGUCGUCGUCGUCCUCCAGCGCGGCCGUCCUCAGGAUUCCUGAAACCCAGCUCUGACGACGAAGACUCUGGUCCGCGUAAUAGCAAUAACAUGCCAGCCUGGAAGAAGAGCAGCAAUCCUGCUCGGGAAUCUGCCAGCUUUGAAAAACCCGAGCAGGAGAAAGAGAGGGAUCCUGGGACAAGUGUCACUGCUCCUCAAGACGGUCCGCAUGGUGACAAAGCCGCCGUGACGACAAGGAGUGAGAGUGACAGUGAGGAAGAAGAGGAGGAGCUUCCACUGCUGUCAGAGGACGAGAUGAACAAACUGGGAGCCAAACUGGUGAAGGCGGAGCUUAUGGGCAACACGGCCAUGGUUGAGAAGCUAAGAUCACAGCUGGACGCGGCACACAAAGCCAAAGAGAACUACGCCGCCCGAAAGCAGCUACAAGAAGAGGCUAAAUCAAAGCAGGCCACAGGUCGCACCAGUGAAGACCAGGAAGUCCUGCUGUUCAGAACAGACCAAUCAGGGCGUGCCUGGCCAGUCAAUGACCCCUCUGGACUCCAGGAUACCCACGGAGGUCGACGGAAGAAGAACAAGAUUGAGACCCAUGUUGACGGGGAGCGUGUGCGCUACUUCCAGGACGAUGACAAUGUGGGUCUGAAGGAGAUGGUGAGGAGGGAGAAGAUGAGCUCUGCACAGGAUCAGAACGCCCUCUACUCUCGCAUGGCUUCCAAGAUGAUGGGGAAGACGGACGGCGACAACUACACGCUGGAUGACAUGUUUGUGUCGAGUGCAGCGCAGCGGGAGGGCGAGGGGAAGGAGGAGGAGAGGAUGAGGAGCAAAGCCAUCGGGGAGAGUAGGAGGCUGGCUGCCUCCAUGGAGAAAUGCCAGCACUGCUUCAGCAGCCAAGAGCUCCAGAAGCACCUCAUAGUGGCAAUAGGGAGCAAGGUGUACUUGAGCGUGCCUGCGGGAGUGUCGAUGUCAGAGGGCCACUGUCGAAUCUGUCCACUCCAGCAUCACUGCUCUGCCACCGGAUUGGACGAGGACGUGUGGUCAGAAAUGCAGCUGUUCCGGCGUACUUUGGUGCGAAUGCUCGAGUCCCAGGAGCUGGACUGUGUGUUCAUGGAGACGCACAUGAACCCACGCAGAAGACAACAUAUGGUCUUGGAGUGUAUCCCACUACCCCGAGAACUGGGCGAUAUGGCACCUAUAUACUUUAAGAAAGCUAUAAUGGAGUGUGAUGAGGAAUGGUCCAUGAACAAGAAGGUCGUCGACCUCUCUUCGAAAGAUAUCCGCCACGCUGUUCCUCGAGGUCUGCCCUAUUUUGCUGUCGACUUUGGACUCCAGGGAGGGUUUGCUCACGUCAUUGAAAAUGAACAGAAAUUCCCCCAUUACUUUGGCAAGGAAGUGGUCGGAGGCAUGAUGGACUUGGAGCCGCGACGUUGGAGGAAGUUGAUCAGAGAGAACUUUGAUGACCAGAGGAAAAAAGUCCUUCAGUUUGCACAGUGGUGGAAACCCUACGACUGCACCAAGACUGAGGGCUAGCUGGACACGCUCUCAGAAGGGUUUACACUUUGCUGAGUAGUGAAGAUCACACACACACACACACACACACUGUGGUGCAGACACUGUCGCACCUACUUAUUCAGAAUUUGAUGUAAAGUUCCUAUUAAAAUGUAUAAUAUUAAACGGUUUUAAUCAAAUAAAAAAAUAAAUGAAA